Impatiens glandulifera is the source of this 4149-nucleotide messenger RNA. RefSeq lists its product as uncharacterized. The record is from RefSeq and is a predicted model, not a curated record. Gene Ontology annotation, molecular function: serine-type endopeptidase activity. NCBI's taxonomy places the organism in Eukaryota, Viridiplantae, Streptophyta, Magnoliopsida, Ericales, Balsaminaceae. Gene Ontology annotation, biological process: proteolysis. The transcript is spliced from 17 exons. Bases 1 to 4149 code for a protein of 1382 amino acids.
AUGGGAGACUUGAAUCCGACCUCAGACAUCCCUACACCUAUCUUGCAUUCAAGCUUUCUAGAAAAAGCUCUUCACAUCAACUCUUCUGCAUCAGUUAUUCACAGUUACAAAAGUAUAUUCAAUGGUUUUGUCGCUCUAUUAACGACCGAUGAGGUUCACCUGCUUUCCUCAAUGGAAGAAGUUGUGUCAGUGUUUCCAAAUAGAAAAAAUCAUAUGCACACUACAAAAUCAUGGGAUUUCUUGAAAUUUCCUCGAACGAUUAAAAGACAGAAAGAAGUUGAGAGCAACAUCAUUGUUGGAGUAAUAGAUUCUGGAAUUUGGCCAGAACUAGAUAGCUUUAGUGAUGUUGGAAUGAGAUCGCCACCGAGCAAAUGGAAGGGAUCGUGUCAUGGGCUACGGAAUUUCAAAUGUAACAAUAAAAUAAUUGGAGGAAGGUACUACAAAAGAGAUGGUAUUUUCUCCCAAGAUGAUAUUAAGUCUCCAAGAGAUACUCUUGGUCAUGGAACUCAUAUAGCUUCAAUCAUUGUCGGAAAUCUUGUUAGUUCGGCAAACUUUUAUGGUUUAGGAGAAGGUACAGCACGAGGAGGAGUCCCUUCUUCGAGGAUUGCGGUGUAUAAAGUACUUUGGGUCGAAGGUGCUGAUGACAUCGACACCAUUCACGCAUUUGAGGAUGCUAUCAGUGAUGGGGUUGACAUAAUAUCAAUUUCUUUAGGAUCAAUUAUUAUUGAAAACUAUAUGCAGAAUUCAAUAUCUAUUGGGACUUUUCAAGCAAUGAGAAAAGGAAUUAUGACAAUAUGUUCUUCCGGAAACAAUGGUCCUCGACAUAGAACUGUCAGGAAUGUUUCUCCAUGGGAUCUUACUGUGGCAGCAAGCUCAACUGAUCGAAAGAUCGUGAACUAUUUGAAGUUGGGUAAUAUGGAGAGUUUGUUGGGAUCUUCAAUGAAUGCGUUUGAUCAGACUAAUUUCUCCACUUUGGUGUAUGCUGGUGAUGUGCCAAAUAUUAGAGAGGGGUUUUCUCCUAAUACAUCAAGAUUUUGCCAAGAGACUAACUCACUAGAUGCUAGAUUUGUAAGUGGUAAGAUUGUCAUUUGUGCUGAACAAAAUAGAGGGGACGCAGCUCUUUUCGCUGGUGCAAUUGGUAUGGUGAUAAUAGACCCACGCUACGAUUUUUUCGAAGAUAAAAAGACAUUUGCCCUCCCGACAACCGUUUUUAACGAGAAAGAAUCGAGCAUAUUCAUGAGAUAUUUCCAAAACUCAAGGCAGCCAGACUUAUCUGCGCCUGGUGUUAGAAUCUUGGCAGCAUGGUUACCUACUGUAUCUCCUUCAACAUCGAUUUUAGAUACAAGAAGGUUGUCAUAUAACAUUAUAUCGGGCACGUCAAUGGCAUGCCCGCAUGCUGCUGCUGCAGCCGCUUAUGUGAAAUCCUUCCAUCCAUCUUGGUCUCCGGCUGCUAUAAAAUCUGCACUUAUAACCACCGCCUCCGAGAUGAGUGUAAAGACAAAUCCGGAAGCAGAAUUUGGUUAUGGAGCAGGCCUAAUAAACCCUGUAGGUGCCAUAAAUCCUGGCCUUGUGUAUGAUGCAAAUCUAGCUGACUAUGUGCAGUUCUUGUGUGGGCAAAACUACACCAACAAACAGUUGAGCCUUAUUACGGGUGACAAAAUAGCUUGCACUCAUUAUGGGAGUAAAACUUCUUUAAAUCUUAACAUGCCUUCAUUUUCCUUUCCCAUCGUUCCGUCAAAUACUCCUUUUAAUGUCUCCGUUAAUAGGAGAGUUACCAAUGUAGGAUCAUUAAGAUCUACAUACAUCGCCAAGAUUCUUACUCCGCCUACAUUCACAAUACGAGUUGUACCGAGCACACUUUCUUUCACUAACGUUGGACAAAUUAAGUCAUUUACAUUGAUUGUUGAGGGAAUAAUGGAUCGUGUGACAGCGGUUUCGGCUUCUUUGUCAUGGAUAAGUAGCACAAACAAACCGAGCAAGCCUGGACACUACUACAUGGGAGUUUUUAAGAUAACCGUCAUUUUCAUGCGGUUUCCACCUCGAGCAAGAGUUUUCCACCACCAUCAGGUGGAUUUUCCCAAGGUCUCAGCUUAUUGUCAACGUCUCAAAGUCACAAACUCUUCUGCAUCAGUUAUUCACAGUUACAAAAGUAUAUUCAAUGGUUUUGUCGCCCUAUUAACGACUGAUGAGGUUCACCUGCUUUCCUCAAUGGAAGAGGUUGUGUCAAUAUUUCCAAAUGGAAAAAUUGAUAUGUACACUACAAGAUCUUGGGACUUCUUGAAAUUUCCUGAAACGAUUAGAAGAGCGAAAGAAGUUGAAAGCAAAAUCGUUGUUGGAGUAAUAGAUUCUGGAAUUUGGCCAGAAUUAGAUACAUUUAGUGAUAUUGGAAUGGAAUCUCCACCACCUAAAUGGAAAGGCUCGUGUGAUGGGCUACUAAAUUUCAAAUGUAACAAUAAAAUAAUUGGAGGAAGGUACUACAAAAGAAAUGGUAUUUUCUCCCAAGAUGAUAUCAAGUCUCCAAGAGAUACUCUUGGUCAUGGAACUCAUAUAGCUUCAAUCAUUGUCGGAAAUCUUGUUAGUUCGGCAAACUUUUAUGGUUUAGGAGAAGGUACAGCACGAGGAGGAGUCCCUUCUUCGAGGAUUGCGGUGUAUAAAGUACUUUGGGACGAUGGUGCUAGUGACAACGACGUCAUUCAUGCAUUUGAGGAUGCCAUCAAUGAUGGGGUAGAUAUAAUUUCAAUUUCCAUGGGAAAACCUAUUAAAGACUAUAUGAAGAAUUCGAUAGCUAUUGGGAGUUUUCAAGCAAUGAGAAAAGGAAUUAUGACGAUAUCUUGUGCCGGAAACUAUGGUCCUAAACAUGAAACUGUCAUGAAUAUUUCUCCAUGGGUUCUUACCGUCGCAGCAAGCUCGACUGAUCGAAAGAUCAUGAACUAUUUGAAGUUGGGUAAUGGGCAGACUUUGUUGGGAUCUUCAUUGAAUCCGUUUGAUCAGACUAAUUUCUCGAAUUUGGUGCAUGCUAGUGAAGCGCCAAGAUUGGGGGUUUCUAGUGCUACAUCGAGACUUUGCCAACGCCCAAACUUACUAGAUGCUAGACUUGUAAGAGGUAAGAUUGUCAUUUGUUUUUCAAACAAUCGAGGGGAAGCAGCUCUUUCCGCUGGUGCAAUUGGUAUGGUGAUAGUUCGCCUACACAAUGCUACGUUUGAAGAUAUUGAAACAUUUGCCCUCCCGACAACUUUUGUUUACGAGGAAGAUUCAAGCAUACUCCUGAAUUAUUUACAGACAUCAACGAAUCCAACUGCAAGCAUAUUUAAAAGCCAUGAAAGUUUUGAUCCAUUUGCACCAUAUAUUGCAAACUUCUCAUCAAGGGGACCGAAUCCUGCAACACCUGAAAUUCUUAAGCCUGAUUUAUCUGCGCCUGGUGUUAGAAUCUUGGCAUCAUGGACACAUUAUGCAUCUCCUUCAGAAUCAAGGUUAGAUACAAGAAGGGUGUCAUUUAACAUUCUAUCGGGUACGUCAAUGGCAACCCCACAUGUCUCUGCUGCAGCCGCUUAUGUAAAAUCCUUCCGUCCAUUAUGGUCUCCGGCUGCUAUAAAAUCUGCACUUAUAACCACAGCCUUUGAGAUGAGUGCAAGAACAACUCCGGAAGCAGAAUUCGGUUAUGGAGCAGGCCUAAUAAACCCUGUAGGUGCCAUUAAUCCUGGCCUUGUGUAUGAUGCAAAUCUUGUUGACUAUGUGCAGUUCUUGUGUGGACAAAACUACACCAACCGAAUGUUAAGACGUAUUACGGGUGACCAAACCGAUUGCACUCAUUAUGGGAGUAAAACUUCUUUAAAUAUUAACAUGCCUUCAUUUUCCAUCCCAAUUUCUCGGUCAAAUACUCAUUUUAAUGUUUCUUUGAGUAGGAUAGUUACCAAUGUGGGGUGGUUAAGAGCUACUUAUACUGCUAAGAUUCUUACUCCACCUACAUUCACAAUACGAGUGGUUCCGAGCAGACUUUCUUUCACUAGGGUCGGACAAAUUCUGUCAUUUAGAUUGAUUGUUGAGGGAAUAAUGAAUCCAGUGAAACCGGUUUCGGCUUCUUUGUCAUGGAUAAGUGACACAAACACAGUAGUGAGAAGUCCCAUUAUUAUUUUUGGUUCAAGUACAUGA